This is a messenger RNA of Endocarpon pusillum Z07020, 720 nucleotides long. Its product is annotated as 3,4-dihydroxy-2-butanone 4-phosphate synthase. Gene Ontology annotation, biological process: riboflavin biosynthetic process; aerobic respiration. Gene Ontology annotation, molecular function: 3,4-dihydroxy-2-butanone-4-phosphate synthase activity. NCBI's taxonomy places the organism in Eukaryota, Fungi, Ascomycota, Eurotiomycetes, Verrucariales, Verrucariaceae. The record is from RefSeq and is a predicted model, not a curated record. The transcript has a single exon. Gene Ontology annotation, cellular component: cytosol; mitochondrial intermembrane space. Bases 1 to 720 code for a protein of 239 amino acids.
AUGCCAUCCAAAGUUGCUCCAAGCCCAGUUUUUGACUCCAUCCCCGCCUGCAUGUCCGCGUUCAAGUCCGGCAAUUUCAUCAUCGUGCUGGAUUCGCCCUCCCGCGAAAACGAAGGCGACCUGAUCAUCGCCGCACAGGACAUGGACCCUGCCAAAAUGGCCUUCAUGAUCCGUUACUCGAGUGGUCUAAUCUGCACGCCCCUCACCGCCUCGCGGGCCAAAAGUCUGGAUCUGCCGCAGAUGGUAACCGAGAAUGCGGAUCCGAAUCGUACCGCCUACACCGUGAGUGUGGACGCGAAGCACGAGCAUGUGACGACGGGGAUUUCGGCCUCGGAUCGAGCGUUGACGUGUAGGGUUCUGGCGGAUGAGGCGGCGACGGCGGGUGAUCUGAGGAGGCCCGGCCAUGUGUUCCCGUUGAGGGCGAGGGAAGGGGGGGUGAGGGAGCGGCCCGGCCAUACGGAGGCGGCGGUGGAGUUUUGUAAAUUGGCGGGGAAAAGCGAGGUCGGUGUUAUUUGUGAGUUGGUGGAGGAUGGUGAUGAGAGUGCGGAGGGUUUGGCCGAGAGGGUGGGCGGCGGGAUGAUGAGGAGGGAUUCUUGCCUGGAGUUCGGGAAGAAAUGGGGGCUGAAGGUCUGUACGAUUGAGGAUUUGGCAAGGUAUCUGCAGGAGAAGGAUAAGUCUGGAUCAGAGACGAAUGGUAUUAAAGGGAAGUCACAUGCAUGA